AUGAUACACUUUCGUAUUAUAAGCAUUUUUAUGACUAUUGCCAUGUUUUUUGUUAUGAUCCAGGCAACACCUUAUGGUGGAGCAUAUCUGAGUAUGUAUGAAAAUAUAAAAUUAAGUUUGCUAAAUAGUAUAGAUAAGGUUCACGAAGAAGAGACUAAAAAUAUAUCAGAUUCUACGGUUCUUUUUAAAAAUGGAACAAAUAGUACUGAUUUAGCGAAAGCUGGGACGAACUCGACUAAGUUGGCUGAUUUGAAUGCAAAUGUUACUACACAGCCAGGUGGUUCUGUCCGUACAAUGAUUUCUUUGGGUUCUUUGGUAUUUGCAGCAGUGGCAUUUAUUGCAUCUUUGGUGUUUUGA
This is a messenger RNA of Pneumocystis jirovecii RU7, 357 nucleotides long. RefSeq lists its product as uncharacterized. Bases 1 to 357 code for a protein of 118 amino acids. NCBI's taxonomy places the organism in Eukaryota, Fungi, Ascomycota, Pneumocystomycetes, Pneumocystales, Pneumocystaceae. The record is from RefSeq and is a predicted model, not a curated record. The transcript has a single exon.